Messenger RNA from Chroicocephalus ridibundus (black-headed gull), 1539 nucleotides. It is a transcript of the gene SMIM38, whose product is annotated as small integral membrane protein 38. The coding region runs from base 970 to 1101 and encodes 43 amino acids. NCBI's taxonomy places the organism in Eukaryota, Metazoa, Chordata, Aves, Charadriiformes, Laridae. The transcript has 4 exons. The record is from RefSeq and is a predicted model, not a curated record.
AAUAACUGUUUUUUAAAAAAAAAUAAAGUCCCCAAUCAGGCAUGUUCUCAUGAAGAAGCUCUUGACUUAAGAUUGCAUGCUGAAAAAGUGCAUAAACCUGAGAAAAUUCAUUAAGUUUAAAAUGGGGAAAUGGUCAGGAUUUGAUUCGGGGCUCAGUCCAACUGAGACUCAUAUGAGAACAAGUCUGCUCUUGGUACCAAACACCAGCUUGCUGCGGAAAGGAGGUGCAAGGAACCUGUCAGAGGCAAAUCCUCCUCCCUGGCUGCUGUUCUUUUCUUGGCUCUUCUGAAGUCCUAACUUUGUACCAUAGGGGAAAACUCCUUGCAGGAGGCAAAUAUCCUUAAUGAGAGUGUAUUGUUGUUUGAAGCAUCCUAUCUCAGCUCUCUUGUCUUAGAGAGGGGGAAAAGAAAAAAACAAAAAGCUUCUCCAGUGUUGUUUCCUGCAAAGACCAUUCUUAAGAGCUCGUUGGACAGCGCAGGGCUCUUGAAGUGAUAGCUAAUUGGUGAAAGAAAGGCCCUGAUUGUCUUGAGGGAGCUGGAAAGUGCUGCGUGUGCUGCUGAAAGGGACUAGGGAGAAGGUGCCUGGUUUCGCUGAGCAGCUGCUGCUGGAGAUGUUUGGAGAUUACAUCAGCAUUGGAAAAAAGGGGCAAAAAAAAAAAAAAGUCCAACUUCACAGAGACGGAGUUUAUGGAGGUUUUUUUCCCCUUUCCAAAGGUCUUCUGACAAUACUGUCAUUGUCGAUAUAAGAGUUGUUAAUUCUUUAUGAAUAGCACAUGGGGCCUCUUGACUAAAUAGUACGUUACAUGUCCCAAAUCUGUCAGCUGGACUCUUCUCUCACAUGCUAGUGAGAUCACUUUGAUUGGAAUGUUACAGGAAUUGCUGGGCUGGCCGCGCAGAACUGAAUACUGCAUUAUAUAAUUAGAUCUCCCAGAGUAUUUUUUUCGCAUUACCUCAUUAUUCUAGCUUAAAUAUGGAAUCAGUCCUUUUGAUGAUUUUACUAGUUGUAAUUAUAUUAAUACGAUUCAUUUUGUGGUCCUGUCUUAGUGCUUAUAUAGAUUAUAAACUGUCCCGAAGGUUUCCUGACACAAGAAAAGAAGACUAAGAGACUUCAAAAGGCUUGUUCAGGUUUGAAAUGACAAUGGAGAGAACUGGAUAAGGUAAAUGGAGCUAGAGCAGAUUUUACCUUGGGAUCUGAUGAGAGAGAAAUGACCUGUUGAGACUGCAACCGAGUGAAGAUUCUUCAGAAAGCCUCAUGCUGACAGAGGGGGAAAAAAAAUGACAACUGAUUGAGUCAAAUGACUUCCUGUCAAACGCAGGCAUUAAUUUGUUGUUGGGAACAGACUUUUGGACUUGUGCCAAUUAAAUGAUCUGGACAAGCUGGAAGGAAUCCUAUUGCUGGGCAGUCCAAGACUGCCAGCGACCCAGUCUCGAUAUGUGAAAUGUGAUGGCGUGCUGCCUGCUGGACUAACUGCUGGUCUGUACGUUAAGAUGUCAGCUGCACAGCCUGCCUGGACGCAACAACUGACGGUGCCUGAAUGAA